Arachis ipaensis is the source of this 2013-nucleotide messenger RNA. The record is from RefSeq and is a predicted model, not a curated record. Lineage: Eukaryota; Viridiplantae; Streptophyta; Magnoliopsida; Fabales; Fabaceae.
UGUUGCUCUUGCUCUCCUUUCAACUCUUUAGUGUAAACUGUAAUUGAGCAGUGACAACAGCUGAGGUCCUUGGAGCAGUGCGCCGUCGCCACCGCUCGCCGCCGACGCAGUGCGUCUUUGCCCGCUCGUCAGUGAGCCACUGCCACUGUGCACCACCACCCCUGUAUUUGUGUGCGACUCCUCCUAAGUGACAAUAAUUCAUCGUUCAUCGUUGUGUUCAAGUCUCUUUGGCCACCUAAGCAUCGAGUAACACUAUAAGAAGAGAGAUGAAAGCCCCUUCCUCUCUGUUCCUGAGGGGCCACAUUCCUUGCGCCAAUUCACUCCUCACUACUUACAAAGGAGCACCCAAUGCAACAAAGCAUCCCAUCUUCUACUUCUGUAAGAGCAUCCAAACUAAUUCAUAUGAAAUUGCUAAUGGAAGCUACAAUCCCACUGUACAGCAGACAAAAGAAAAGAGUAUGAUGGAGAAGCAAUCUAAAAAAAUUGAAUCUAUUGGAGCUUUUCAAAAGUUGCCAAUAGUGAUGCCAUCUAUUGACAUUCUUGAGUCAGCCCUAAGAAAGGUGAAGAAGAUUUCUCCAACGAAAGGAAUUGCAAAUAUUGCAAAAAGAGAGAAAAACAAGGGUGCUAAGCAACUUGAUGCAUUAAUGAAAGAACUUGCUGUUCCUUUGAGGACGUAUGUGGAGAACUUUCCUGAUAAAGCAUAUCUUCAUCCUUAUGAAAGGUCUCUUAUUGAGUUGACACUUGGAGACGGAUACUAUGAAAAGGUACUAGGAAAAGUAGAUACAUUAAGGAAGAGGGUAGUCUCUGUUGGAAAGGAACAUGCUUCACUUUGUGCAAAGUCUUCAUCAAAGAGAGAAGCAGAGGAACGAUUGAAUGGGGGUCUUAAGAAAAUUGAAGAGAUCUUUGCUAGUGAACGGAAAGUUGUCGAUGAUUUGUUAGGCAUAGCCAAGACUUUGAGGGCAAUGCCUGUAAUUAAUUUGGAAACACCAACACUAUGCCUUGUUGGAGCUCCUAAUGUUGGCAAAUCUAGUUUGGUUCACGUACUUUCUACUGGCAAGCCCGAGAUUUGUAAUUAUCCGUUUACAACAAGAGUUAUUCUUAUGGGUCAUAUUGUCUUAAACUACCAGAAGUUUCAGGUAACAGAUACUCCAGGCCUGCUGAAGAGACAAGAUGAGGACAGGAAUAAUUUAGAGAAGUUGACUCUUGCUGUCCUUUCACAUCUUCCAACAGCAGUUUUAUAUGUUCAUGACCUUUCUGGGGAGUGUGGCACUUCACCAUCUGAUCAGUUUUCAAUAUACAAAGAGAUCAAAGAAAGGUUUAGUGGACAUUUGUGGCUUGAUGUUGUAUCCAAAUUUGAUCUGUUGAAGUCAUCACCUGUGGUCUAUGCAACAGAAAAGCCAUCUCCCACAGAAUUUGAUCUGGAGAAGUACCGGAAAUCAGGUCCUGAUGCAGCUAUUCAUGUAUCUGUCAAAACACAAGAAGGACUAAAUGAGCUGAAGAAAAAAGUGCAUGAGCUGCUUAGCCUGCAGAUGGCGAAGAUAAAAGAUACGAUGGAACAACCAAGAGAAGUGAAAGGUACCACUAGCGUAACACCAAAUUUGUGAAGAAAUUCGCAGCUAAAAUAGAGGAAGUUGAAGUCUUCAUAAAGCCUGUAAAUCUUUGUAAAAUAUGUUAGGCACCAUCUAUGCCGCACCUCCAUACUCGAAAACCAGCAAAAGCUUCAUUACAGGCUCCUCUAAGCAAUUAAGCACCACAGAAUUGAUUGAGCGUAGCAACAAGAGCUGAAUCUUAAGUGCUUAUGUACCUUGGCAUCUUUGAGAUCUUUAUUGUUACAUUCACAUUGGAGAUACAAUGAAAGCUUGUUUGUUUGUCGCCUUUGAACUUUCAAUCAAUUUGGCCACGGCAUGUAACUUUUGUUAUCAUUUCGUUGUAACCUUGAUGAGCUCAAAACUCAAAUCUUGUCAGAAAUAAUGAUAAAAUUGGUUUGACAAAACACUGAUAAUUUAUUUUCCA